This is a messenger RNA of Geodia barretti, 735 nucleotides long. NCBI's taxonomy places the organism in Eukaryota, Metazoa, Porifera, Demospongiae, Tetractinellida, Geodiidae. The record is from the annotation of a GenBank genome assembly.
AUGAACGGCGAGAGCGCGGCUGCGGGCACCACCCGGCGCGAGGCGCCUCCGGCCGAGGCAGCGCAUGUUCUGGUGGUGGACGACGACGACCGCCUGCGCACGCUGCUCGGCCGCUAUCUGCGAGACAACGGUUAUCACGUCUCCUCCGCUAGCUCGGCCGCCGACGCGCGGGCCAAGCUCGACGGCAUGGCCUUCGAUCUGAUCGUGCUCGACGUCAUGAUGCCGGGUGAAUCGGGCAUCGACUUCACGCGCGGGCUACGCCGCUCGACCACGGUUCCGAUCCUGCUGCUCACGGCCAUGGGAGAGCCGGAGGACCGCAUCGCGGGGUUGGAGAGCGGGGCUGACGAUUACUUGACCAAGCCCUUUGAGCCGCGCGAGCUGCUUCUGCGCGUCGCGACCAUUCUGCGACGUACCGCCCCGCCGCCCUCUGCGCUGCCUGCGACGUGCAUCAAGAUCGGCGAGUUCCGCUAUUUUCCAGCGCGGGAUCAGCUCCUGCGCGGCGACGAGGCGGUCCGGCUGACGACGGCCGAGGCCGACCUCCUCCGUGUCUUUGCCGCCAAUCCGGGAGAGACGUUGAGCCGGCAUGCGCUCAGCCAACGGCUCGACGGAAGCCCCUCGCGGCGCGCCAUCGACGUGCAGAUCGCCCGGUUGAGACGCAAGAUUGAGCCGGAACCCCAAAAUCCCCGUUAUCUUCAGACCGUCUGGGGCCGGGGCUAUGUUCUGCGGGCCGAUUGA